Iphiclides podalirius (scarce swallowtail) is the source of this 294-nucleotide messenger RNA. Lineage: Eukaryota; Metazoa; Arthropoda; Insecta; Lepidoptera; Papilionidae. The record is from the annotation of a GenBank genome assembly.
AUGGACGGACCGGCGGAAAAUCUCGAGGGGAUUAGCGUGUCGGGCGACGCAGAUUUUAACCCGCAGAAAACUUACUCGAAUGUAACUUCUGCAUUCCGUCUGGCCAGGAAAGCGAAGGUCCGCAAGCACACUGGUCACGCUGAUCCAACGGCGAAACUAAUCGCUUACCCACAGGAACAGAUCCAAACAAAAUCAGAAAACAAUCCUCGUUCAAAGCCUUUAAAAAAAAGGACCCAGGCUCAACAUAAUUUUGAACGUCCCAACAAAGGAGACGAGGCGCUCGGCGUCACCGGC